UCCCAUGUUUCUGUCGACUAUCACAAAAUGACGGCUGACUGGCUUAGACCCUUGGGUGCCUUGGGCUCGGAGGAACGCUGGUUUCAAGCGAGUGCCGAGCCGCACAGUAAAGAGUAAAGUCCACAAAUAAUCACGAGCAGCUCGUAAAAGAAAAAGAAAGCGCCAGGGACAAGCCCGCCAGCGAAGAUGGACAGCUACGAGCACGGCGUCUACAUGACCACCUUCAGCGUCAUAGCAGCGGGGAUCAUGCUGCUUCGCUUGCGGCGCAAACGGCACGAACGUCGCAUCCGAAUGCUGCAGCAACGAAACCGCAGGCUCGUCGCGCUGCUAGCCUCGGCCACGGCGCGCCGAUCCCCGUCCCCGGAACCCCGACCCGCGAGAACCGCGGGCGGGGGCACCGACCGCGUUGGACGCCGGCGCCGCGUCUGGGCCCGGGUCCGCAGCGACAACUUCUGGCAGCACAUUAUCUCGCCCGACUUCAGCGCCCAGGACUGGUUGCACAACUUCCACGCGAGCCAGGAGACUUUUCAACACCUGUGCGAGGCCCUCCGCGAACACAUUCAGACCCAAGACACGGCCUGGAGGCCCGCUACCCCCGUCGAAAAAAAGGUGGCCGUCUUCCUGUGGCGACUCGCCAACAACUGCCACUACAAGGUACUCAGCCAGCUCUUCGGCAUCGGUAGGUCGUCGGCCUGUCUCGUCCUCAAAGAGGCCGUGCAAGCCCUGCUCCUACACGUCGCCCCGAGGAUAGUGAGACCCGCCGAAAACACCAUGGCCUUCUUCGAAGAGGUCUACGGGCUCCCUGGUUGCCUGGGCGUCCUCUGUUCAACGUACGUCGCCGUCAACCCGCCACUUUACGUGAAGGCCGAGUACGCCGUUCCCGGCGAAGAACAGUCGGGUCUCCACGCUUGCCUCCUCCAAGUCGUCAUCGGCAGAGACGGACAGAUCUCGGCGGUCAGGGCCGGUCAGACUCCUUCGAGACCAGGUCGCCUUGAAGACUGGGCGUUCCCCAACGAACUCCUGGGAGGCACUCAGCAGAUGGGAGAGUCUGGAGCCUCCGAGUCGUCGCUGUUCUACCUCAUCGGGGACUCCUCUUUUCCGCUACGCCCCGAAGUCUUGACGCCGUACCAGCAGACGGCGACCAAAGUCCAACGUACCUUCAACAGCGCCGUGUCCGGGGCGCUCGGCUACGCAGAGCAGACGGUCCUGAAGCUCAAGGGGCGCUGGAAGUGUCUAGCCCAGAAGUAUGAGGGGGACCUCAGCAAUGCCGGGGACCUGGUCGUGGCUUGCUGCGUUCUGCACAACAUCUGCGAGGCGAGGGGCGACAGGUUCGAUCCGCGGUGGUCCGAGGGGGUAACGGCGGUCCAUCCGGCCUCCAGAAACAUUCAGGGGGUCAGCGGGGAACUGGUGGAUCAGGCGAGGAUGAAGCGGGACGUCGUCGCCAUCAAGUUGACGACGCGGGACACUUGAGCCUUUCGAGUUGUUCUUGCAUUGAGGCAUCCCAGUCCGAGAUCCAUGGUUUGCAGUGAUAACCAGCAUUACAGAUCUUAUUCCAGAUGGACCUGUUUUGUCUUGACGGUAGUUGGUGAUUUUGACCCAGGCAUGGGGCAAGGCAUACUUGGGAAGAGCUGGUGGUUCCCUUAAAACAUUGGCUUUGCACAAGGACUCGUGUGGGAAAAGGUGCAUUUCAAUGCGAUCAGCAUGUUUGUGGCCUUUGCAUCGAUCGGGGUCAGCUGAACUGCAGUUGGGAGCGGACAAGGGAAAUUGGUAGAGUGACCAGUGGAUGUUGUUACUAUACUCCGUUCCACCAUGCGUCCAGACGCAGCGGACACUACGAAACAUCCCUGCCUAUCCCUGCCUAUCCUGCUCUGUGAUCGUAGUACGUAAUAAUGUCUCUGUGCGUCACUGCGCCCCCUCUCCAUGGUGACGCGACGCUUGCACGGCCUUCGAUUGGCUCCAUUGACUCGUAGCAUCCUUUGCGCCUGGAUGUAGAGUGAAACAAACUAUAGUAUGAGUGAAUCAACCAUCUACAGAAAAUGCAGCACCCUCUGCUGGCACUGAAAGGUGUUCCAGUCAGCGUCCAUUCAGCACCAGCUGUUGUAGACGAGACGACCUAGUUUAGGGCAUACAAGCAACCGCACUUACUUACGCCUGGUGGCGUUGGGUCUCCAGUGUCGCACGGUAGAUGCUGCGAGAAAAAGGAGAGUACAGGACAUUCCCACAAUUCAUUGCGCACCUUGUGAAGAGCCCUCUGGAAUUCUUUCAAAUGACCGAUUGCGCUGGUCGAAGCUCUGGCAGGGUCUUUUGAUUGUCUUGAUGCCUCAGGAUUGUUCCUGAAUAUUGGAAGUUUACAGAAGCUAAGGUAUCUGCAUUGUUUUGAUGUGUACAGUGCAAGGUGGAAAUGAUAGGGAAUUGCCGUUGGUACCGGAAGGGCAUCCCUCGGCAGCUCGCUACUAUUGUCAGUCCGGUAGUGACACGACACUGGACUCCUGUCCCAAUUGGACUGCCUGCCCUGGAAAUUAGACCCACCAGUGAACUAUGCUUUCAACUCGUGAUGCUACAAACAUUGCCUUCGAACGUUGGGGCCCCCUCCGAAUGAAGCGUUUCUUCAGCGGAAACAUUGCGCAAUUUUUUCGACACUGCUGCCUUCUCAAACUCUUUUGCGACCUCCAUUUGUUUUGUUGUUUCUUUAGUGGUAGAUUCGAAUUUUUAUAUUAGCGUUCAUGCAUGGUGCAGGCAGGAUUCACGAGUUGAGUAUGGAUUGCAGCCGAGCAGACUUCACGACUUGCGACGUCUCGGUACCAUCGCGGUUUGUGUUGGGAAUGCCGUGAUGUAUGUGUUCUGUCCUUUUUGCGUAGUAUUUUCUUUGUAUCUCACAUUGUGGUUCGAUGCCAAAGCCAGUGAAAAUGUAGGCGACCGACUCGCAUUCAUACUUGUUCCGUUUUGUCGCUGUUCGCAUCGUCGGUCACAUACAUUCCCAUUACCAAAAAGGGCCAUUUCUGCCCAAAACAAGAAUUUGUUUUGUUCCAUCUAAGAACAGAAAAAUCCUACAGCUUCUUCCCUGUUUAAAAUGUGGCGGUCCAACUGCUCACUUUAUUGAAAUGACGAUGUACCGUUUCUGUGUUUUUGAAAGCACUGGUUAAAGUAAGAACUGAAGGGACAAUGAGCACGCAUGCUGGCGGCAUCUAUGAUGUGGCCUUGGGACUGCAUUUCGCUAGAGCAAACAUUUUUUUUUGCAGUAUUGCGAGAUCAAGCAUAUACAGUCGAAUCUCGUUCAUUCAAGCUUGAGGGGGGCCGAAAAUUUGUUUGAAUAAAGCAAAGUUUGAAUUAU
Ixodes scapularis (black-legged tick) is the source of this 3331-nucleotide messenger RNA. Its product is annotated as protein ALP1-like. The transcript has a single exon. The record is from RefSeq and is a predicted model, not a curated record. The coding region runs from base 187 to 1470 and encodes 427 amino acids. Lineage: Eukaryota; Metazoa; Arthropoda; Arachnida; Ixodida; Ixodidae.